CUCUAACUUGUUUCCAGGACUUUGCUAUCGCACGCGGCUCGACGGCCCUGUACUACCACACAUGUACUCGGUGGUUCUUUCUUUUUUACUCGUUGUGGCAGUACCUUUGGCAAAGGAAGGUUAAAACAUGGAAGAAACUUGGGGAGAAGCAGGUGAUGAGAUUGAGGAGCCAACAAGCAUUGAACUUCAAGAUAUUAAAUUAUUUGGCAAAUGGGAUCUAAGUGCAAUUGAUAUUGCUGAUAUUAGUUUGACCGAUUACAUUGCUGUUAAAGACAACCAUGCUGUCUAUCUUCCCCACACUGCUGCUAGAUAUGCUGUGAAGCGUUUCAGGAAGGCUCAAUGUCCUAUCGUUGAGAGACUAACCAACUCUUUGAUGAUGCACGGUCGCAACAACGGCAAAAAAUUGUUGGCUGUUAGAAUCGUUAGACAUGCCUUUGAAAUUAUGCAUCUCCUAACUGGUGAGAAUCCAGUCUUAACUCUUUGCAACGCUAUCUUAAACAGUGGACCACGUGAGGACUCUACCCGUAUUGGUCGUGCCGGUACAGUUCGUCGACAAGCUGUUGACGUGGCACCAUUAAGACGUGUCAACCAAGCCAUCUGGUUGUUGUGUACUGGAGCAAGAGAAGCUUCCUUCCGAAAUAUUAAAUCAAUCGCUGAAUGUCUAGCUGACGAACUUAUCAACGCAUCGAAGGGAUCUUCCAACUCUUACGCCAUUAAGAAGAAGGAUGAAUUGGAACGUGUUGCCAAAUCCAACCGUUAAAAUGUAUUUACUCGUCUAAGCAAAGAGAACUACUGUGGUGAAUUACA
Messenger RNA from Hydractinia symbiolongicarpus, 807 nucleotides. RefSeq names its product 40S ribosomal protein S5. Gene Ontology annotation, cellular component: ribosome; cytosolic small ribosomal subunit. The transcript is spliced from 5 exons. Gene Ontology annotation, molecular function: mRNA binding; structural constituent of ribosome; rRNA binding. Bases 128 to 760 code for a protein of 210 amino acids. NCBI's taxonomy places the organism in Eukaryota, Metazoa, Cnidaria, Hydrozoa, Anthoathecata, Hydractiniidae. Gene Ontology annotation, biological process: ribosomal small subunit assembly; translation. The record is from RefSeq and is a predicted model, not a curated record.